Diorhabda sublineata is the source of this 1696-nucleotide messenger RNA. Its product is annotated as zinc finger protein 12-like. NCBI's taxonomy places the organism in Eukaryota, Metazoa, Arthropoda, Insecta, Coleoptera, Chrysomelidae. Gene Ontology annotation, cellular component: nucleus. The record is from RefSeq and is a predicted model, not a curated record. Gene Ontology annotation, biological process: regulation of transcription by RNA polymerase II. Gene Ontology annotation, molecular function: zinc ion binding; RNA polymerase II cis-regulatory region sequence-specific DNA binding; DNA-binding transcription factor activity, RNA polymerase II-specific. The transcript is spliced from 2 exons. The coding region runs from base 122 to 1312 and encodes 396 amino acids.
GUAUUUAUGUUGGUAUCAUUGAUAAAAACAAUAGAUGUGCAUUAAAGAACCAAAUAAUUAAAAUGUUUAUACGUUUUAUGUGAUAUUUCACUUUGAAUUAUUUAUAAAAUUAUAAUUGAAAAUGGAAGAAGAAAAAGAUAAUUUUGAUUGUAUAUGUAGAGCUUGUUUGGAAAAAUCUACCAAGAUGUAUUCUUUGACCGGUUCUAUAGUUAAUUUAGAAGUUAACAUAGCUGCUAUGUUGGAGUUUUGUACAUCCCAAAAGUUAGUUUUAAGUGAAGAUUUACCCAAUAAUGUUUGCUUGUCUUGUUUUAAAACGAUUCGAAUAGCAUAUAGAUUUUUUAAACAAUUUUAUGAAGUUCAACAACAACUGAUGAAUUUGAAGGAUUCAGAUGGAUCAUUCGAAGAAGAAACGCUAUUAUUUGAAGUGGAAACUACUCCUCCAGACAAGGAAGAAAAUGGAGAUCCGGUAAAAAGCGAUGAAGAACAUGAAGUAGAAUUUAUAAUUAAACAGGAAGAUAGUAUUGAAGAAGAUAGUUCUCAAUCAACUAUCAAUAACGAUACGCAGCUAAACUCGAUGGUGGAAAUAAAAGAUGAGUAUAUAGAAGAAGAUGCGAAUUUUAGUCAAAUUUUAAAUUUACAGGGUGUAGAAUCGAAAAUAGAGUUUAUAGUUGAUGAAACGAAAAAUAGUGAAUCAAUUGAGAAAAGGGAACGUUAUAUCUGCCCUAUAUGUGGUCAAAAGUUUAUAAGGGCGGAAUUAUUUCGUGCUCAUAUUACGUCUUAUAAUUUAAGUAAAAUCACUUGCACGCGUUGUCCUACUAAACCUGAAUAUGAUCUAACUGAAUAUUUCUACCAUUACAGACAUUUUCACAAAUACCACUGCGAUAUUUGCGAUAAAAGAUUAGUAUCCAGUUACGGUUAUUAUUACCACAAAAAACAACACGAAAAUAUAAAAUUGUAUAAAUGUUCGUUUCAAAAUUGUUCGAAAUCCUUCACAAUGAAACAUCUUCUAACGAAACACGAAAAUAGUCAUCACAGUACAAAAAUUUAUAAUUGCAAAUUAUGUCGCGCUACAUUUAAUACCAACGAUUCGUUACGUUACCACCUCAAAGUACACGAUAAUAAAAAGGAUCAUUUGUGUACAGCUUGCGGCAAGGCUUUCUUCCAAGCUGUUCAUCUCCGUGACCAUAUGUACAGGCAUUUAGGUUAUAAAAAAUUCGUUUGUGAUAUUUGCGGUAAAAGUUUCGUCACCAAUUCUAGUUUGAAAAAGCAUAUCAUUUAUUGUACGAAAAAACACGGUUUAGAUGUCAAUUGAGUUUUUUCAAAUAUUACUUCUUCACAAAUGUUAAUUUUUGUACCAAUAAAUUUUUAAUAAUCUUUAAUUUAAUUCUUAAAUAUUGUUACUAUUAGAUAAAGUUCUCGUCUAGUCAUUUUCAGAAAUAAUAUAAUUAUAACAAUUAUAUGAAAGUGGAAAAUGUCGGGAAAAUCAGAAGUGUCAUAUUGUUUAAUUUUGUAGUAACUUCUUGUAUUCUUAAUAAUUAUUUCUUGAAUUGACAUUACUUUGGUAUUGUUGAUUUUUUGUUUUUACAUUUAUUGUGAAUCCUACCUUGAGUUUCGUAAAUAUUCUUAAAAACAUGUUGAAAUAAUGUAAAAUUUUAUAUUUAUAAAUGACCAAUAAAAACUUGUAGUUCUUGGUAAA